Molecule: messenger RNA, 1762 nt
Organism: Homarus americanus (American lobster)
Lineage: Eukaryota; Metazoa; Arthropoda; Malacostraca; Decapoda; Nephropidae
Product: putative nuclease HARBI1
Exons: 6
Coding region: 239-1375 (378 amino acids)
Source: RefSeq, a predicted model, not a curated record
GUUUAUAUCUUCAGCUCGUAAACAGUAACAGUCUGGGUGAGUGAGUGUCAUUAUCUCAUUAACUACUCUACGAAACGAUAACUUAGUUUAGUAAUGUACAAUAACAAUACAGGGAAGGUGAAUGCUGUUGGAAUGACUUUACUGUAAGUGGAUGACUGUUGUUGUCUGCAGUGUGAAGAAACUCAGAGAAUUAGCAUCUUUCCUGUAAAUUCCUCCGAUAUCAUCAAAAUAAAAAAAAAUGAUUUGUAAGGCCAUAUCACGGCGCCCGUCCACAGACAUGCUGCGGAGGGAAAUUCGCAUGAGAAGGUACCGGCAGUUUCUUCUCCUGAGUACUGAGGUACAAGACCCUGGAGACCCACUCUCAAAAUACAGCACUCAAGAAUUCCAAGAAAUAUACAGACUAUCGAAGGAGUUGUUUUGUGAGCUUCUUAACAUGAUCCAGGGAGAUCUGGAGCGCUCUGACAACCGUGGCCGACCUCUUCCUGCUGUCUACCAGCUCUUGAUUGCCCUUCACUUCUAUUGCAGUGGCUCAUAUCAGAAAGUAGUAGGGGAUCAGCACGGAUUGCAAGUGAGUCAGCCCACAGUGUGUCGAACCAUCCAUCGAGUGUCAGAAGCUCUGGCCAAGCGUUACAGUCAGUUUGUCACUUUUCCAUCUGUUGCAGAGUCUGCUGAUGUACAUGCUAAAUUCUAUGAGGUAGCUCAGUUUCCUAAUGUUAUUGGUGCCAUCGACUGUAUCCACAUGCGGAUAUCCAACCCUGGAGGUGCAAUGGCAGAACAGUGCAAGAACAGUAAAGGCUGGUAUUCAGUGAACUGUCAGGUGGUGGUCGGCCCUGACCUAAAAAUAUUGACUGCCAUUGUCCGAUGGGGAGGAAGCGUACCUGACUGGCAGAUAUACGAGAAUUCCAGACUAAAACAGGUUUUAGAACAAGGUGAGUAUGGUCACCUCGUUGGGGACUCCGCAUAUCAAUGUCAGCGCUACUUGUUGACUCCAGUCAUCAACCCCAUGACACAAGCAGAAAAGUGCUACAAUCGUUCUCAUUCCUCAACCCGGAGAAAAGUGAAGCGAGUCUUUGGAAUGGUAAAAAGGCGCUUCCAGUGCACAAGCCAAGAACUAAGGUCCAACCCCAAAACUUCUUGUGCAAUAAUUUUAAGUUGUUUUGCAUUGCAUAAUUUUGCCCUUGAGCGACAAGGGCCUCCUGAUGAUUCAGAAGCCCUUUAUGCCCCUGAUGAUGGUCCUCAGGAUAGGUUUACUGGAGAUGAUGACCCUGAAGGGGAAUCAUAUCGUCAGCAUAUAAUAUAUGAAUGGUUCAGCCACGAACCAUCAGGAGUUCCCCAUCAACCAGACGAUGGUAUGUGUGAGACACAAGGUUGGUGACCAGUAUCCAUCACACACACUGGAGGAUUUAUCAACUAUAGUUGUCGUGUUAUAAAUUUUUGCCUGGCGUGGAAGUAGCCAUCAAUGGCUCUCAUAUAAACCCCAUCCCAUCUGCAGUGUCCAAUUUAUGACACUUUGUUUUCUUCUGAACAUCUAAAGAAUCUUAAAAGAGCUGCAAUAUAAUUUUCUAUCACUAGAUAAUAGUUCCCUUAGUAUUGUAUAUAUGAUUCUCAUCUUAAACAUUGUUGACAAGUGGCAGAAGUUAGAAUUUUUCAAAUAAUUUUGUAUUAGUGUUAUUAAUUAUUUUAUAACAGGCAAAGCCCUGAAUUAUGCAACUUGUUUGUGGAGAUAAGUAUUGAAGUACUGUACAAUAUACAGUAACUAUUU